This is a messenger RNA of Anisakis simplex (herring worm), 759 nucleotides long. Lineage: Eukaryota; Metazoa; Nematoda; Chromadorea; Rhabditida; Anisakidae. The record is from the annotation of a GenBank genome assembly.
AAUAUUCUGGCAGAGUUAUUGGUGGAGUAUCCACAUCAGUGUCUGUGGCAGUCGAUUGCAGUCUAUCGUUCAGAUCCGACCAAGCAACAGCUGAGAUUCACGAGAUGUCGAAACGUCUAUGAGAUCGCGAAGAGAAAGGAUCGUUCGGGCCAAUUGAAGACGUUGAUUGCGCAAUAUGAAUACGCAGCCGCAGCGUUUGUGAAGGUGGCCGAGGAUGCUUAUCCGGCUGGUGUGCAUUCAACGUUCAGCCAGAAAUACCCGUAUAUUGCGAAUUUCUUCAAAACGGGUUUAAUGGAUGCAUCAGUUAAAAUAUCGUCAUCAAAUGAUGAGAGAACGGUAUGUUCACGACCAUUAGUGGUGGUUCCAUUGCGUGAUAUGAUCGAGCAUGCUCUACCGGUGAUCAUUCCGAAUUCAUUAUCGCAAUAUCCGGUUGGUGACCCUUCGGCAUCCGUCCACAAAUUCGGAAGUCAUUCGGACGAUUCAGCAUCAUCGUCUUCGUCAUUCACAAAUAUAUACAUCCAUAGUAUCGAUGAGGAAUUUAUUGUGAUGAAGUCGAUGGUAAGACCGAAGAAGAUCACUUUGGUGGCAUCGGACGGCAAGAGGUAUUCGUUGAUGUGUAAAGCGAAAGAUGAACUGCGUAAAGAUGGACGUUUGAUGGAGAUCAAUCGAAUCGUGAAUGCGUUGUUGCAUCAGAAUGCGGAUGCAAGACGAAGGCAGCUCUCCGUUCGAACAUACAACGUUGUCCCGUUGCAGUCGUAG